Molecule: messenger RNA, 741 nt
Organism: Symbiodinium sp. CCMP2592
Lineage: Eukaryota; Dinophyceae; Suessiales; Symbiodiniaceae
Source: the annotation of a GenBank genome assembly
AUGGGAAACCUCUCCUCCUCGGAGACCAAUGGUAUCGAGGAGGAGCUGUGCCUGGGAGACUUCGGCAAGCGAUAUACCCUAGGCAAGCAGAUUGGGAAAGGCUCGCAGGGGGUGGUGCAUGUCUGCCAUGACCGCGAGAGUGGCGCCUGCAAAGCUGUCAAAAUGCUCGAUCGGCGGAAUAAAACCGCUUGGGCCACCUAUCGCCGGGAGGUCGAGCUGUCCCAGGCGACGACCGGCCGCAACAUCGCAAGCAUCCUUGAGGAGUUUGUCGAUGCCGACCGCUGCUACGUUAUCAUGGAGAAGUUCGAGGGGCACCUGCGACGUGCUCUGAAGUGGGUCCUCAAGGAAAGUGGCGUUGAGGCUUCCGGCCUUGACCCCUUCUCCUUGGGAAACGUCGUUCGACAGGCCCUCAGCGCCAUUCUCCAUCUCCACACUUGUGGCGUCGUGCAUCGGGACGUGAAGGCGCACAAUUUACUUAUCGACCGUUUCGACCUCCGCGAUCCCAAGUGUCGCAUCGUCUUAGCAGACUUCGGUCUGGCGAGGCGACUGGAGCCAGGACGCUUCUUGUGUGCGCAGGUGGGCACGCGCAAGUACUGGGCGCCGGAACUCUAUGAAAAGAAGUAUUGGCACGUCGUAGACGUUUUCGCCAUUGGAGUCUUGAUGUUCCUUGCCGCCAGCAACUCGUAUCCUUAUCAGGACGAGGAUCAGACCAGAACCCGGGAUGUCUUCGCGCAGGAUGUG